AUGGAAAUAGAAAAGAUUCAGGUUCACUAUGAGCCAUUGGGCCAGGACCCGGAAAACCAGACAAAGGUAAGAGCGAAGACAUCAUCUUGGACACGGGCCUGGGUCUUCCUACUCUGCAGCGUAUUUGUCAGUGGCUGGUUCCUGCGGCCACACUGUCACCACGCCCGUCGGACUACCAGCAUCAAGGAUAGAGUGCACAAUAUUCUGACUCAAACCCCCCUAAUUGACGGACAUGACGAUCUCCCUAUUUUCAUUCGGUCAAACUACCAAAAUCACAUCUAUAGCAAAGGUUUCACCAAUUCUUUUGUUGAUGGCACUCUGCCUAUGCAUGUUGAUCUGCCUCGCCUGAAGCAAGGUCAUGUCGGCGGCACUUUUUGGAGUGUCUUCGUGCCUUGCCCGGCGAACUGGACGGACUUCUCAGAUGGAAACUAUGCGCCGAGUGUGAGGGAAACAAUGGAACAGGUUGAUUUGAUGUCUCGCAUGCAGAAAGCUUUUCCUAAUGUUUUCUCAACACCCCCAAAUGGCACUACCGCAUUAAGCGCCUUUGAGAGGGGAAAGAUUAUAUCUCCACUGGGUAUUGAAGGGCUGCAUUCAAUCGGCAAUUCUCUAUCCCAUCUUCGUAUUUUCUAUGAAUUGGGCGUCUCAUAUGCAACCUUGACGCAUAAUUGUCACAAUCGCUACGCAGAUGCUGCAGUCGUCGAGUUACCGGGCGGAGGAAUUAAGAAAUCUAACCCCCUCUGGCAUGGAGUUAGUCCCGCGGGACACAAGUUGAUUCUUGAGAUGAACCGCCUCGGGAUGAUCGUUGAUCUGGCCCAUGUGAGCGUAGAUACCAUGCGUGACGUUCUGGGCGCGGGCAAGACUGAAUGGACCGGCAGCCAAGCUCCGGUUAUCUUCAGCCAUAGCUCAGCUUAUGCACUCUGCCCACAUCCACGCAAUGUACCAGAUGAUGUUUUGGAACUGGUCCGUGAGAAAAAUUCAAUUGUCAUGGUCAACUUUGCGCCUGACUUUAUCUCGUGUGUGGAAUCUGGUCGCGAUGACGGGCUGCCUGAUCUUGAUGCUGAGAAUGCGACUCUGGAUCGUGUGGUGGAUCAUAUUAUGCACAUUGGAUCUGUUGCUGGAUUCGAUCAUGUAGGAAUCGGUAGCGACUUUGAUGGUAUCGGGACAGUGCCUCGCGGUCUGGAGGAUGUGUCAAAGUUCCCUGAUUUGAUUGCGGAACUUCUUCGCCGUGGAUUAAGUGAUGAGGAUGCUGCCAAAGUGGCAGGUGGUAAUAUACUACGUGUUUGGAGGGAUGUUGACAAAGUGGCACUCCAAAUGCAAGCUGAUGGGGUGUCUCCUGUGGAAGACGAUUCCCAAUCUCUCUAG
Penicillium angulare is the source of this 1362-nucleotide messenger RNA. RefSeq names its product putative dipeptidase. The transcript has 3 exons. Gene Ontology annotation, molecular function: metallodipeptidase activity. NCBI's taxonomy places the organism in Eukaryota, Fungi, Ascomycota, Eurotiomycetes, Eurotiales, Aspergillaceae. The record is from RefSeq and is a predicted model, not a curated record. The coding region runs from base 1 to 1362 and encodes 453 amino acids. Gene Ontology annotation, biological process: proteolysis.